CUUCACCACCUGCUUCCUGUCGCUCAUAACGGAGCAGCAGGCGUCCCGGCAGCCCCCCUUUCUCUCUGCUGACUCAGUUCCUUCGCAGCAGUCCUGUCCAUCCCCGACAACGAGCAGCAGCAGUAUCUUCCUCCGCCCAGCAAAGCAGAAAUGGCCAAAACCGCAAUUGCUUACAAGGAGAAGAUGAAGGAGAUUUCCGUCUUCUCGCUCAUCUGCUCCUGUCUCUACCCCGACAGCCGCAAAAAGACCCUGGGAGACUUUGAAGAGUUGGACAUCAAGCCGAUCAACAAGCGCGCGUCGGGCCAGGCCUUCGAGAUCCUCCUGAAACCGACGUCGCCCGUGUCGGACACUGCCCACUGCGUCACCUCGCCCCCCAAGAGGGACAUCUCCCUGGACGACAUUCAGAAGAAGCUGGAGGCCGCCGAGGAUCGCAGGAGAUCUCAGGAGGCGCAGGUGCUCCAGGCGCUGGCGGUGAAGCGCGUACACGAGCGCGACGUGUUGCUGAAGGCCAUGGAGGAGAACAGCAACUUCAGCCGCAUGGCCGAGGAGAAGCUCCAGCUGAAGAUGGAGCAAAUCCAGGAGAACCGCCAGGCCUACCUCGACGCGCUCAUGGAGCGCCUGCAACAGAGGGAGAGGCACGCUCAGGAGGUCCGCAGGAACAAGGAAUUGAGAGAAGAGGUGACAGCGUGAAGAGCUCCCUACUCACCCCCAACCGCCCCCCCUCCCCAGGUCUUUAGUGUCCACGCAACAAACUUCCGCCCUCCUUCCCUGGGUCCUAGUCCCCACCUUCUCUUAAAAACGCCACCAGUUCCUUCCUCUUUUCCAUACAACCACAGAGCAUUCCAAGACCGAGGCGCACACGCGGGAGGGUUUUGGUGGAAGUCUCAUUAAUAAUCACAAAAAAAACAUAAAUCAGCCACUCUUCAACCACAAACAAAAAUUGAAUCCGAUUGCCAGAAAGCAACAGCGGUGGUGUAAAUACUUUUUUUCCUUGUAUCAAGUACAAAUAGUAUCGAUUGUAGUCUGCCAUUUUUUGUCAUUACGUUUAUUUUUGUUGUUGCUUUGUGGCUUCGAUGUUUUGGUGGUGCGUUUGCAAGCUCCCCUUUCCGUCCCGCUAGUUAGCAUUUAUUGCUAAGCUAACGCAUAGCAUCCCUAAUCUCUUUCUUGAUCAGUCACACGCGUUUAGCAUAGCACACAGCUAAUUAGCAUUUAGCGACGCUGCAGAAGACAACAAACAGGAAUCCCGCCAUCUCAUCUUCUAUCCCACUUUAAGGAGCAAAUCACGCCUGAGGACGAACCCCGUUCGUUGGUCCCAUUUCACGUGCGUGACUUGAUGACCGUGUGUGUGUGUGCGUGCGCGCGUCUCUGCAUUUAUGUACAUCUUUGUCAAUCAAGCUGUGGUUAAUAAAGAUUUGGGGUUCACUGAAGAA
This is a messenger RNA of Hippocampus zosterae (dwarf seahorse), 1430 nucleotides long. It is a transcript of the gene stmn2b, whose product is annotated as stathmin 2b. Gene Ontology annotation, molecular function: tubulin binding. The transcript has 5 exons. NCBI's taxonomy places the organism in Eukaryota, Metazoa, Chordata, Actinopteri, Syngnathiformes, Syngnathidae. The record is from RefSeq and is a predicted model, not a curated record. Gene Ontology annotation, biological process: microtubule depolymerization; regulation of microtubule polymerization or depolymerization; neuron projection development. Gene Ontology annotation, cellular component: growth cone; neuron projection; cytoplasm. Bases 151 to 690 code for a protein of 179 amino acids.